This is a messenger RNA of Limulus polyphemus (Atlantic horseshoe crab), 2382 nucleotides long. It is a transcript of the gene Reps, whose product is annotated as ralBP1-associated Eps domain-containing protein 1-like. Lineage: Eukaryota; Metazoa; Arthropoda; Merostomata; Xiphosura; Limulidae. The annotation marks the transcript as partial. The transcript is spliced from 22 exons. The record is from RefSeq and is a predicted model, not a curated record. Gene Ontology annotation, cellular component: plasma membrane; cytoplasm. Gene Ontology annotation, biological process: endocytosis; endosomal transport. Gene Ontology annotation, molecular function: protein binding; calcium ion binding.
AUUGCUGAUUCCAAAAUGGUGGAUUCUGGAAGUGUCAAUUCCACAAAAUAGGCUAAAUCAGUUUAAUUGAAAUUAAGUGUGAAUGUAGGGAUGUCUAAAUUAAAAUUUUAGGGUAAAUAACUGCACGCGAAACAAUUACAAUAAGCAGGUGUCAUGGAGACCCUGGGAUUAAAACUAUCUGAAUAUGAGCAACGGCUCUUUGGAGAGCUCUUCAGUUGUUGUGAUGUUGAAAACCAAGGUAGAAUUUCAGGCACUAAAGCCUCUGAGCUAUUUAUAGCCUCUCAACUUCCAACAGAAACAUUGCACCAAAUAACAGAGCUUUGUGGAGCAAAACGGCUUGGGCAUUUUGGUCGUAGUCAAUUUUAUAUAGCUCUGAAACUGAUUGCUGCUGCUCAAGCUGGUCUUCCACUUGUUUCUGAAACAUUCGCCUCAGGGAAAGAUAUUCCUUUGCCAAAGUUCACCAAAACAAAUGAAACCAGUUUGUCAGUGGCACCCACUGAAGGUAGACCAAGUAACUUUAAUCAGCAACUUCCUGGACAGUUGCCUCCCCCCCCAACAAAAGUCUACAGUAGACAGGGAUCUGGUGUGAUACACAGACAAGGAAGUUUGAAAUGUGAUGCUGUAGACUCUAGCCAUGUUGCUGUUUCACAGUCCCAAGGAGUAGUUGUUACAGUAGUUCCAGUGGCAGCAACAGGAAAUUCUGGAAACUCCUCACCAGCAGAAACACCCACUACACCAAAGGCUGCUCAGCAUGGAGACAAAAACUGGACAGCAUUUCACCAUGGUCUUCAUCAAGAUAGUCAUCUUAAUUGGGCUAAUUUUGAAGAGCAUCAUCAGCUCUUGGGAACUGAGGAAGACAGUAGUGAACGACAUUCCAGUGAUGAUGAAGUUGAUGUUUGGACGAUAACUAGUGAACAGAGAGAAUAUUAUACCACACAGUUUCAGUGUAUGCAAACAGAUGUCAAAGGGAAAAUAUCAGGUGCUACAGCAAAAGAAUUUUUUGAAAAGUCCAAAUUACCAGUUCAUGAACUAUCAAAAAUUUGGCAGUUGUCAGACAUAGAUAAAGAUGGAGCUCUAACAUUAGAAGAAUUUUGUACAGCAAUGCAUUUAGUAGUUUUGAGAAGAAACAAUAUUGACCUGCCAGAAACCUUGCCCUCUUCUCUGGUUCCAAGGAUCCCUAAGAAGCCUGCUGAAGAUGGUCAUACAUUCCCAUCUUCUCAGCAGCAGUCACAGCCGGUUCCACAAGCUCAGACUACUACCAGUCCAACAAAAGUUCAGACUCCCCCAGAACCCUUAUCUCCUCAAAGUAAAGAGUGGACCAAGUUUAACGACUCUCCAACAAGUUCAGUCUCCUCUCCUGUUAUGAAACCAGUGAAUUUUGACUUCUCUGCUGCAUCAGUAGAACAGGAUCCUAAAAUACUACAUCCAGUUGCUCUUAGACUUUCUCCUGAUGGUCAACCUAUUCCUUACAAUUCAGAUCAGGAAAAGCAAAGUAACCAUUUAGAAAGUGGUGAUGCAAAAAUAACUCUAUCAACUGCUCAGGUAAUCCACAGACCAACACCAAGAAAGACAUCAGGUCAAGGCUCAGGAGUUAUUCCUCCCCCUCCAAAGCCUACAGUUACACAGUCCACUUCAGGUGACAUGCCAACAACAGCAGCAUCUGAUAUCACUGGACAACCGUCCACAACUAGACGAAGUUCAUUCUCCGGUACUACGAGCCAGGGAACCAGUCAAGGCCCACCUUUACUUCCACAGGGACCCAAAAAAGAACCACCACCACCUCCUCCACCUCGGCCCCGCAGCAAUCAUGCUCGCAGUUCAUCCUUAGACCUGAAUAAGUUUGGAAAGACAAUGCCACACAUUCUGGGUGUUCCUCCUGCAGUUCCCCCAAGAGCAUCUCCUAGUACAGCAGCCCCAAGGAAAGUUGGAUCUCAGGAUGAUAAUCACACUAAUUUAGGUGAUAAUGAAGAAUUUGCAGAUUUCUCACAGUUUGUGGAAACAAGAACGGAAGUCACAACUCAUGUAAACCAUGUUUCGGUGAAGUCAGGUGCUUUUGAAGUUUAUAAGAAAACUCCUGAGUCAACCACAGGAGACAUUGUGUCCAGUGCAUCAGCAGAAAUUGUUUCAAGUCCCUUGGCUCCAACAGAUGACACUAUGGCUCUUUUGGUAGACAUUAACCAGUCAGAUGAAACAGCAGAACGGAAACGCCAUCCUUCUGCCCCUCCUCUUGCAUUAGCUGCUACUGAAAUUAAGUCAGUGCCCCGUGAUAAACGAGAUCUUCAGUUAGCUUUGAGGGCUCAUCGGGAACGCAACAUGUUGCUGUCUCGACUGAACAGUGAACUUAAUCAAGAACUAUCUGAAGUGAUGGAAGAAAGAAUAGCU